AUGCAGGCACGCCAUCCCUCCUGCGGCCUCCGAAUCCUGUCGGACGAUCCAUCCGAAUACUGUGUGUACGAUCCAUCCGAAUACUGUGUGUACGAGAGGAACUCCAUCAACUUCACCCAUUUGCCCAUAGCAAAGCGCAUCUUUCAGGCGCUGCCAACCUCUCCUCUCCACGGUUUGCACUACCAUGGUCCAUGGUUCACUCGAGGCUCAGGCAACCAGACCCGCUCUCUGUUCAUAGAAACUAGCUCUAUUCAUCCAAGUCACAUAGUUUUCCCUCUUGACGGAGCCAAAAGUACUCCAUCUCCCCUGCUUGGUCCCAUGAAUACAGUACGCUCGAUUCUUCCUCGUCCAAAUCAAGCCCACGUCCCUGAGUACCUUGCAAGAGUUGCAAGACCUCGUACGACGUCAAAAGGGCGCCCCCCUCCGCGUCCUGCACGUUGCAAUCAUUCCAUUCCAUGCCAUGUGAGCCCCAUGCUGCGAAGCACAGUGACCCAUUUGCCAUACCAUGGUAUAAUUCCCUAUAUGCCAUACGUUCUUGGAACCGUUCCCAAGACAUCUCUGCAACAUAGGACGGACAGCAAUCUGUAUGCCCAAGAAAGAUACCGUAUCCAGAUGACCGGCACCGACCUGCACGGUCUCAGAGGCCGUCGAGACGAGAUCUUGCAAUCGACGAUGGCACUUGUGGUUGCUCCGUUACCUUUGACCGAUGAUAUGGUCCAUAUACGUACAGAUGGCGCUCUACACAAGGUGCUUGUGCUUGAACCCUUGCAACAUCGUCCGACCAGAGGCCAACCAAUCUACCUACCCGCCGCCCCAUCAACCAUCGCAAUCGACCCAGAGCCACCACACCCUCUCUCACUUGUGUGCGGCACCGUUGGACGCGAUGAUGACAUCAAACUGCGUAUUGUUCCUAUGGAGAGGAAGGCCCCGCCCCUUCGCAAAAAGACAAGCCGUUCUGGCACGGUUAUGCACAUUACAGUCGCAAUCGUUCGCUUACCGUACCCUCCCUUCAGCAAGCCCCCCCCCCCACCACUCAGCCGGCAACCCAGGGCACCACCUCUCGAACGGCACAAACCCCUCAACUGCAACAUGCACCAUGCACCCAAGCCUCGCCUGCACCUACACUCCGAGAAAGACGGCGUGAAUGCUCUCAACGGCAUCACGAUACGAACCCAGCCGGCCCAGGUGGUCCUAUAA
Plenodomus lingam JN3 is the source of this 1197-nucleotide messenger RNA. The record is from RefSeq and is a predicted model, not a curated record. NCBI's taxonomy places the organism in Eukaryota, Fungi, Ascomycota, Dothideomycetes, Pleosporales, Leptosphaeriaceae.